This is a messenger RNA of Nannospalax galili (Upper Galilee mountains blind mole rat), 3778 nucleotides long. It is a transcript of the gene Ltbp3, whose product is annotated as latent transforming growth factor beta binding protein 3. Gene Ontology annotation, molecular function: transforming growth factor beta binding; calcium ion binding. The transcript has 27 exons. The coding region runs from base 125 to 3628 and encodes 1167 amino acids. Lineage: Eukaryota; Metazoa; Chordata; Mammalia; Rodentia; Spalacidae. The record is from RefSeq and is a predicted model, not a curated record.
GCGGGGCGCCGGCGGGGGCGGGGCGCUGGCCCGGGAGCGCUUCAAGGUGGUCUUUGCGCCGGUGAUCUGCAAGCGGACCUGUCUGAAGGGCCAGUGUCGGGACAGCUGUCAGCAGGGCUCCAACAUGACGCUCAUCGGAGAGAACGGCCACAGUACAGACACGCUCACCGGCUCUGGCUUCCGCGUGGUGGUGUGCCCUCUACCAUGCAUGAAUGGUGGCCAGUGCUCCUCCAGAAACCAGUGCCUAUGCCCUCCGGACUUCACGGGGCGCUUCUGCCAGGUGCCUGCUGGAGGAGCUGGAGCUGGCACCAGCAGCUCAGGCCCCGGACUGGGCCGAACCGGGGCCCUAUCCACAGGCCCGCUGCCGCCCCUGGCUCCGGAGGGCGAGUCUGUGGCCAGCAAGCAUGCCAUCUACGCGGUGCAGGUGAUCGCGGAUCCUUCCGGGCCGGGGGAGGGACCCCCUGCUCAGCACGCAGCCUUCCUGGUGCCCCUGGGGCCAGGACAGAUCUCAGCGGAAGUGCAGGCUCCGCCCCCCGUGCUGAAUGUGCGUGUCCAUCAUCCUCCUGAAGCUUCGGUUCAAGUGCACCGCAUCGAGGGACCGAAUGCAGAGGGCCCAGCCCCUUCCCAGCACCUGCUGCCUCACCCCAAGCCCCCGCACCCGAGGCCACCGACCCAAAAGCCACUGGGUCGCUGCUUCCAGGAUACACUACCCAAGCAGCCGUGUGGCAGCAACCCCCUGCCCGGCCUCACCAAGCAGGAAGACUGCUGCGGUAGCAUUGGUACCGCCUGGGGACAGGGCAAAUGCCACAAGUGCCCACAGCUGCAGUACACAGGAGUGCAGAAGCCAGGACCUGUCCGUGGGGAAGUAGGUGCCGACUGCCCCCAGGGCUACAAGAGGCUCAACAGUACCCACUGCCAAGACAUCAAUGAAUGUGCAAUGCCUGGAAUGUGUCGCCACGGUGACUGCCUCAACAACCCUGGCUCCUAUCGCUGUGUCUGCCCACCUGGCCAUAGCUUGGGCCCCUCCCGCACACAGUGCCUUGCUGACAAGCCAGAGGAGAAGAGCCUGUGUUUCCGCAUGGUGAGCCUGGAGCACCAGUGCCAGCACCCUCUGAACACACGCCUCACCCGCCAGCUCUGCUGUUGCAGUGUGGGUAAAGCCUGGGGGGCACGGUGUCAGCGAUGUCCUGCGGAUGGCACUGCUGCCUUCAAGGAGAUCUGCCCAGCUGGGAAAGGGUACCACAUCCUCACCUCCCACCAGACACUCACCAUUCAGGGUGAAAGUGACUUUUCCCUUUUCCUGCACCCUGAUGGGCCACCCAAACCCCAGCAGCUACCUGAAAGCCCCAGCCGGGCACCACCACCUGAGGACACAGAGGAAGAGAGAGUGGUGACUACGGACCCACCAGUGAGUGAGGAGCGGCCAGUGCAGCAGAGCCACCCCACUGUCACCACCUCUCCUGCUCGGCCCUACCCAGAGCUCAUUUCUCGACCUUCGCCACCUACUGUGCACCGGUUCUUGCCAGACUUGCCUACCUUCCGAAGUGCAGUGGAAAUUGCCCCCACUCAGGUCACAGAGACUGAUGAGUGCAGAUUGAACCAGAAUAUCUGUGGCCAUGGACAGUGUGUCCCUGGCCCCUCGGACUACUCCUGCCACUGCAACCCAGGCUACCGGUCACAUCCUCAGCACCGCUACUGCGUGGAUGUGAAUGAGUGCGAGGCAGAGCCUUGCGGCCCAGGGAGAGGCACCUGCAUGAAUACUGGUGGCUCCUACAACUGCCACUGCAACCGCGGCUACCGCCUGCACGUGGGCGCUGGGGGCCGCUCAUGUGUCGACCUGAAUGAGUGUGCCAAGCCCCACUUGUGCGGCGAUGGAGGCUUCUGCAUCAACUUUCCGGGUCAUUACAAGUGCAACUGCUACCCGGGCUACAGGCUCAAAGCCUCCCGACCGCCCAUGUGCGAAGACAUCGACGAAUGUCGUGACCCUAGCACCUGCCCUGAUGGGAAAUGCGAAAACAAACCUGGGAGUUUCAAGUGCAUCGCUUGCCAGCCGGGCUACCGCAGCCAGGGGGGCGGGGCCUGCCGCGACAUCAACGAGUGCUCAGAGAGCAGCCCCUGCUCUCCCGGGUGGUGCGAGAACCUGCCGGGUUCCUUCCGUUGCACGUGCGCUCAGGGUUAUGUGCCGGCCACCGAUGGUCAGAGUUGUGUGGAUGUGGAUGAGUGUGAGGCUGAGGAUGUGUGUGACAACGGCAUCUGCACCAACACGCCCGGCUCCUUCCACUGCCAGUGCCUUUCUGGCUACCAUCUGUCAAGGGACCGGAGCCACUGUGAGGACAUUGAUGAAUGUGACUUCCCUGCGGCCUGUAUUGGUGGUGAUUGCAUCAACACCAAUGGUUCCUACAGAUGUCUCUGCCCCCAGGGGCAUCGGCUGGUGGGCGGCAGGAAGUGCCAAGAUAUAGACGAGUGCAGCCAGGAUCCAGGCCUGUGCUUGCCUCACGGGGCCUGUGAGAAUCUCCAGGGCUCCUAUGUUUGUGUCUGUGAUGAAGGUUUCAUGCCCACCCAGGACCAGCAUGGCUGUGAAGAGGUAGAGCAGCCCCAUCACAAGAAGGAGUGCUACCUGAACUUCGAUGACACAGUGUUCUGCGACAGUGUAUUGGCCACCAAUGUCACCCAGCAGGAGUGCUGCUGCUCACUGGGGGCUGGCUGGGGAGACCACUGCGAGAUCUAUCCCUGUCCAGUCUACAGCUCAGCCGAGUUUCACAGCCUCUGUCCGGAUGGAAAGGGCUACACACAGGACAACAAUAUUGUCAACUAUGGCAUUCCAGCCCACCGUGACAUUGACGAAUGCGUGUUGUUCGGGGCGGAGAUCUGCAAGGAAGGCAAGUGCGUGAAUACGCAGCCGGGCUACGAGUGCUACUGCAAGCAGGGCUUUUACUACGACGGCAACCUGCUGGAGUGCGUGGACGUGGAUGAAUGCUUGGAUGAGUCCAACUGCCGGAACGGAGUGUGCGAGAACACGCGUGGAGGCUACCGCUGCGCCUGCACGCCGCCCGCGGAGUACAGCCCGGCGCAGCGCCAGUGUCUGAGCCCGGAAGAGAUGGAGCAUGCCCCGGACCGGCGGGAAGUGUGCUGGGCGCAGCGUGGAGAGGACGGCAUGUGCGUGGGGCCCCUUGCCGGGCCCGCCCUCACUUUCGAUGACUGCUGCUGUCGCCAGGGCCGCGGCUGGGGAACCCAGUGCAGACCGUGCCCCCUACGUGGCACUGGGUUCCAAUGCCCGACUUCGCAGAGUGAGAGCAAUUCUUUCUGGGACACCAGCCCACUGCUCCUAGGGAAGCCUCCUCGAGAUGAGGACAGCUCGGAGGAGGACUCCGACGAGUGCCGCUGUGUGAGCGGCCGCUGCGUGCCUCGGCCCGGCGGGGCGGUGUGCGAGUGCCCGGGCGGCUUUCAACUGGACGCCUCCCGAGCCCGCUGCGUGGACAUCGAUGAGUGCCGAGAGCUGAACCAGCGCGGGCUGUUGUGCAAGAGCGAGCGCUGCGUGAACACCAGCGGCUCCUUCCGGUGCGUCUGCAAGGCCGGCUUCACGCGCAGUCGCCCACACGGGGCCUGCGUGCCACAGCGCCGCCGCUGACGCCGGGGCCUGCCUUUGGCUGGUGAUGCCGAGGGUUUUCUUCGCUGAGAGAGGAGACGAACUGCAUCUCUUGCUCCUGCCCCAUAUCCAGGCACGGACCCAGGGAUCCUUCAGGGCCCACAGACCCUUCCCGUACCCCAACACCCGAGG